GAUCAUAGUGUACGGAUUGCGUUACUCUGCCAGCAAGGUUGAUGUUCUAGUUGGCGAACCUGAUAGCGGCAGCGUUUGUGCACAUGUAGGAUUAGGUGGAAAUUUGAACCUACCAAGAAUGUACUGUAUGUUUAUUUUCAUUUUUGCAAUUUCAGUAAAUGCAAAUUUUGACAAUACUUGCACAAGUGACAUAGAAUGCAGAGGUCCGCAAAGUGAAUACACAUCUAUCUAUUCGAAAGAAACAAACAAAUACUUGAAACUAAUUCAGGAUGCAGUUUCUGAAUUCAAACCGUGUUCUCAAGAAAACUGCAGUUGCCAUUCUUCAGUAAUUGCAAAAGAUUUGUUGCCUUUCAAGUAUGGAAUCACAAAGGACAUGAUUAAUUCUGUAAAGGACAAAGGUACCAGAUACCAAAUCAUAAAUCAUCAUCUUUAUCGUGAUGUGGACUGUAUGUUUCCAGCACGCUGUGCUGGAGUGGAACACUUUAUUAUCCCGUUGCUAUCAAAACUCCCAGAUAUGGAAUUUGUUAUUAACAUGCGUGAUUGGCCACAAAUCAGUAAGCAUUUUGGCCCUCCAAAACCCGUGUUUUCAUUUAGCAAGACAAGUGACUAUUUUGACAUUAUGUACCCGGCAUGGGGAUUCUGGGAAGGAGGACCUGCCAUCAAGUUAUAUCCUCAAGGUCUGGGUCGUUGGGAUCUGCAUCGUACCUCACUCAAAGCUGCAGCAGACAAGUGGCCUUGGGAACGCAAAAGACCAGUGGCUUUCUUCCGUGGUUCUCGGACAAGUAGUGAGAGAGAUUCCCUGGUUCUUUUGUCUAGAGAUCAGCCAGACUUAGUGGAUGCAAAAUACACCAAGAACCAGGCAUGGAAGUCUGAUUCAGAUACUUUGUAUGCAGCCCCAGCAGAUGAAGUGUCAUUAGAAGACCAUUGCAAAUAUCGUUAUUUGUUCAAUUUCCGUGGUGUUGCCGCUAGUUUCCGUUUGAAGCAUCUUUUCUUGUGCCACUCUUUGGUGUUUCAUGUUGGUGAUGAAUGGCUUGAGUUUUUCUACCCUGCCUUACGCCAGUGGGUUCAUUACAUUCCAGUCAAAAGCAAUGCUACUAAAGGAGAUAUUCGAGAGUUGCUGGAGUUUGUAUCCCACAAUGAUGACAAAGCUCGAGAAAUAGCUGAUAGAGGUCGUGACAUGAUACUCAGUCACCUGCGAAUGAAAGAUGUUUCAUGUUAUUGGAAGAAGCUGCUGAAAAGAUAUGCAAAACUACUACAAUUUAAACCAGAGCGAGAUAAGAGUUUAGUUGAGAGAGAUUCUUCGUGAGUGAUUUCUGAACACAGUUCGUGUGCUUGUGAGAAAAAUGUGCAGCAAAUAUUAAGGAAGAAAUGUACCAUUAGUAUGUCCCUACUGUGAAGCAUAUUCCAGUGUGCAGCAGAGUGUUAUGUUUAUUCAAAACAUUUACAUGAUCUGUAGACAUCCAUCAUACUAAAAUCUAGAUUCAUCAACUUUCUAAAAGUAGCUUAUCAUACAAAAAUAUACAGAUAUCAUACACUUGUUCUGACUGUGAUAUUAUAUUUUAUUUUAUCAUUUAUGUAAUAUAGGUAUGUUUAGAAUAUGUAAGUAAAUGUUUAAUAUAUAAUAUACAGUAUAUCUGCCAAUCACAACUUUGUUUUCAAUAUCAAUUUUAAAAUGUUAUCACGCUACAUGUUCCGGUCUUUCAACCAUCAUCAGGAGUUUCUAAUUAGUAAAAUUGUGUCAUUAAUCAUUACUGAACUGCUCACACGAUGGAUCUGUUACUAGUGGUCUUCUCACGUAAGUACAAACAAUGCAUAUAAGUACAGUAGAACUUGGUUAUAACGUCAUCAAAGGGACCUAAAAAUAGUGUCGUUAUAAACGAAUGUC
Messenger RNA from Cryptotermes secundus, 1885 nucleotides. RefSeq names its product O-glucosyltransferase rumi homolog. Gene Ontology annotation, cellular component: endomembrane system. Gene Ontology annotation, biological process: protein O-linked glycosylation; positive regulation of Notch signaling pathway. The transcript has 6 exons. The record is from RefSeq and is a predicted model, not a curated record. The coding region runs from base 119 to 1306 and encodes 395 amino acids. Lineage: Eukaryota; Metazoa; Arthropoda; Insecta; Blattodea; Kalotermitidae. Gene Ontology annotation, molecular function: UDP-glucosyltransferase activity; UDP-xylosyltransferase activity.